GAUUGCCACAGGAAUGUAUUUCUUCUAGCGUGACUCUCCCACACAAGUGUUCGAGUUGAUGAGAUCCAAUGAGCUUGUUCAUCUUUACAUUUUCCCAGCACAGAGCGGAUUGAGCAUGCGUGGAGCUGUUGCUGUCUGCGUGGUACUGGCGUGCCUUGUGGCGUUGCUGGUUGAGAGGACACAAGGACACAUCACCUUCUUCAGUCCCAAGGAGAUGAUGCUGAUGAAAGAGCGCGAGGGGAGAAAAGACAUGGAGCCUCGGUCGGAGGACGGCCAGUUUGAGGAAGUUGCCGUCCAACAGCUUCCCCAAGUAGAGCAUGGUGGAAAUCCAGACAAAACAGUGGACAUCACCGUGCGUCUUUCACCCAAACAGCUGGACCAUGUCGCUCCUGUGCUCGAGGAGCUCAUCCAUGAAAUGUAGCGACGAGUUGAGUAGUGUGCUGGGGAACAGAAGAUAAAAAUGCUGUAUGAAUUCGUCAAAGAAUGAAUGCUCUUGUAUUUUCUUUUAAUAUAUUAGUCAAUAAAGGGAAAAAAAACUGUUUAACUAAA
Messenger RNA from Syngnathus typhle (broad-nosed pipefish), 549 nucleotides. RefSeq names its product motilin-like (gene mlnl). The transcript is spliced from 4 exons. The record is from RefSeq and is a predicted model, not a curated record. The coding region runs from base 59 to 421 and encodes 120 amino acids. NCBI's taxonomy places the organism in Eukaryota, Metazoa, Chordata, Actinopteri, Syngnathiformes, Syngnathidae.